AUGGCUUAUUGGGUGGACAGAAGCGGAUACGGAGGAAGUGGUGGUCGUCCACAACCGAGCGAUGCAUUUGCCGACAGGUUUCAUAUGUAUACGUCGGGCGCGUGUCUGGACAGCGGAGAGCCGGGCGCGCGGGCGGGCAUUGGGGUCUUCUUCCCCCUCAGCCAACAGCUCAAUGUCUGCGAACCACGAGUCGGACUCCAGACCACCAAUAGGGCGGAGAUCGAGGCGGCCAUCCGUGGUCUACAAGUGGCCAAACACUUGGGUCAGUAUAGGGUUGUCGUCCACACGGACAGCAAUUUUGUGAUUAAGUCGAUGACCGAGUGGUUACACAAUUGGCACCAAAAUGGCUACAAGAAUAUGAAUGGCAGGGAUCUGCUCAACAAAGUGGACAUUCAGGCACUCGAGCGAGAGAUGCAAGCAAUGGAUGUCUUAUGGAAUAAAGUACCCGGACAUCGAGGAAUCCAUGGCAAUGAUAUGGCCCACCUAUUGGCCAACUCGGGCGCCCAUGUGUACUAA
This is a messenger RNA of Oppiella nova, 516 nucleotides long. The record is from the annotation of a GenBank genome assembly. Lineage: Eukaryota; Metazoa; Arthropoda; Arachnida; Sarcoptiformes; Oppiidae.